Messenger RNA from Capsicum annuum, 680 nucleotides. RefSeq names its product TOM1-like protein 5. Lineage: Eukaryota; Viridiplantae; Streptophyta; Magnoliopsida; Solanales; Solanaceae. Gene Ontology annotation, biological process: protein transport to vacuole involved in ubiquitin-dependent protein catabolic process via the multivesicular body sorting pathway. The record is from RefSeq and is a predicted model, not a curated record. Gene Ontology annotation, molecular function: phosphatidylinositol binding; ubiquitin binding.
GGACGAAAAGGUGGUCUCCCAAGCUGCGGAGCUGAAUGAGCAGCUUGAUAGAGUUCUCAAAAGACAUGAUGCACUUCUUUCUGUUAGGCCAACCUCCACAUCAAAUCCACAUGAUCAUGGGCUAUCAGAAGAAGAAGAGGAGCCUGAACAGCUUUUCCGAAGAAUAAGAAAAGGUAAAGCUCGGUUACUGCCUGAAGAUGAAGGCAGCCAAGUAGAGCACCCAUUUGGAUUGCUAGGAUCUGCGGUUCCAGGGGAUAUGCUACAUCGUCCACUUAUAAGACCGGUUAUGGAGCAGAAGCAAGAAAACAACAUUGAUAAAAUGGCUGCUGUUGCAAUUCCUCCACCACCUGCAAAACAUGCUGAGAGAGAAAAGUUCUUCCAAGAAAACAAGUCUGAUGGUUCGACUCUGCCUGGUCACAUGAGGGCCCUCUCCUUACACAGUCGCAACGCCAGCAGCUCUCGCAGUGGCAGCAUCGAUUUCAGUGAAUAAUAUGCUUUCUUAUGUUAUGCUCACCCCUUAUUUUUGAGGUUUCUUUCACCUGUAUCAAGCUUUCUUCUUGUGUGCUAUUUUAAAGUUAUGUACGUGGAUAUUGGAUAUUUUGGGGAGCGGGUUGGAAUGUUGUCAACAUUCUUAUAUGCUAGUUUAAAUUUGACAGUCUCGUUACAUAUAUUUUUCACAA